Morus notabilis is the source of this 1251-nucleotide messenger RNA. Its product is annotated as PRA1 family protein E. The transcript has a single exon. The record is from RefSeq and is a predicted model, not a curated record. Gene Ontology annotation, cellular component: endoplasmic reticulum; Golgi apparatus. The coding region runs from base 196 to 819 and encodes 207 amino acids. Gene Ontology annotation, biological process: vesicle-mediated transport. NCBI's taxonomy places the organism in Eukaryota, Viridiplantae, Streptophyta, Magnoliopsida, Rosales, Moraceae.
AUUUGCACAGGUUGGCAUUCAUUUUGAUAAACAAAAUAAAAAGAAAAAAGAGAAAAUCCUUUUCAGAAUCAGAACAACUUGAGAGAGGUUUCUCUCUCUGUCCCUUUCCUUUGAUUAGAUCAAGAUUCAAGCUUUAGGGUUUUAUUAUUUCACUCUCGAAUUUGGGAGAUUUCAAGUUUCAGAUUUCCCCCAACAAUGUCGACGAGAUUAUCCGGAAGUUACGGCACCAUGCCAACCGCCAACGUCACGACGGCCGGAAAAUCGCCGUCAACGUCAUCGGAGCUCUCGUUCAUCGCACGCGCCAGGCACACGACGGAGUCCGUGAUCGCGACGCGCCGCCCCUGGCGCGAGCUCCUCGAACUUUCCUCCUUCUCCGUCCCCGACAACUACGCCGCCGCCAUGAGCCGCGUCCGUUGGAACCUCAACUACUUCCGAGUCAACUACGUCAUGGCGACGCUCCUGGUAGUCUUCCUCGGCCUUCUUUGGCACCCGGUUUCGAUGAUCGUGUUUCUGGUAGUGUUCGUGGCGUGGUUCUUCCUCUACUUCUUCCGCGACGGUCCCGUGGUGAUGCACGGUCGGACGGUCGACGACAGGACGGUGCUGGUCGUUUUGAGCCUCGUCACGGUUCUCGCGCUUGUUUUCACGGACGUCGGGGUGAACGUGUUGGUGUCGUUGGUGGUUGGGGUUUGUGUCGUUGGAUUGCACGCUGCGUUUCGAGGAACGGAGGACUUGUUUCUCGACGAGGAAAGCGCUGCCGAAGGAGGGUUGUUGUCGGUCGUCGGAAGCCAGCCAUUGCGGUCGGCUUAUGCUCCGAUUUAGAAAACUCUGUAGUUGUUGUAAUUCAUUCAGAGACUCAAAAUGGAAGGGAAAAAAAGUUUCUUUAUUUUUUAAAGUGGGAUUUGAAGUGGGCACAUCUGGAUAUAUUAUUUUUAUUUUUAUUUUUUUUUGGGGUCAUAACAAUGUUGUUGUUCGGAAGAAUUGAUAUGAGGUGGUUGAAUUGAAUUGGGAAUUUUAGUGGAAUUGAAUUUUUGGCCUUGGAGUUUGUUGUCAAUAAUUCAGACAAAAUGGAAAAGAAAAAAUAGAUUCUUUUUGAGUUGGGAUUUGAUUUGAAGUGGGUACUUGUGAUUUUUUUUUUCAUCACAAUGUUUCUGUGUGAAGAGGGUGUUUGUGGUGGAGAUAGAGUUGAAUUGGGAUUCUUAGUGGAAUUGAAUUUUGGUUCUUUUUAGGUCCUUGAGCUUUGUUGGUAUCAAU